Pelecanus crispus (Dalmatian pelican) is the source of this 2198-nucleotide messenger RNA. Lineage: Eukaryota; Metazoa; Chordata; Aves; Pelecaniformes; Pelecanidae. The record is from RefSeq and is a predicted model, not a curated record.
AGUUCCGUACAGAUCACAUUUGAAGAGGGUCCUCAGUUACCACCAGCUGCACAUAUAAGUCACGUGACGUGCAAGGGACAGUCGGACCGCAGCAUGGUGCUGUCCUGCCAUCUGUCAGCUGAAGCUGUGAAAUUCCCGGUCUCCGUUACUCAGCAGUCCCCAGUUGCUGUUUCUGUGGACACCUAUCAUGUCACUCUGGCUGUGCUGCAGGCUCAGGUGGAGAUCCGCUUGGAGGAGGUACAGAACGAAGGUCUCCUGGUGUCGUGGACCUUCAAGGACAGACCAGACUUGAGCCUUUCGGUUCUUCCGAGACUUCAGCUUCGCGAGAAGAAUGAAGGGAGAGCGGAUCUGUCCACCAUAAAGGAUCUGAUCGAGGAUACCAUUGUCAGCACGCAGCCAGCCAUGAUGGUGAAUCUGAAGGCCUGCGCCACCGGAGCCGGUGCGGUACCCAGCAAUAAGUUGACUCGAGAGUCCCCGUCCGGAGUAGCAGCGGCCCCUCUGGGUUCUAAGCUGUUGCUCCGGAAUCUUCGCGUGCUGAACUUGGGCUGCCGGGGGAAGGGAGGAGCGGGGGAGGUACGCUGCGUGGCAGGGCUAGACAGCCCCCCGCAGCAGAAGCGGACGAGGCCAGCGACAGCUGGCGGCGCCAGUGCCGCAGCAGAGAUGGAGUGGAACGAGGAGCUCUUUCUGGAGUUGGGACCUAGAAGUAAAGAGCUGAAGCUACAGGUGCUGGGGAACAGUGACGGAGGGGGAAAUGUGCUGCUGGCCCACGCCACGCUUUUGCUUGAUUCUUUGGGCAAACGACCAUCUGGGAGACAGGUCUGCUCACUGGCCCCAGGAGCCGGGCAGUCACUGGCGGCCGAAGCUACCAUUGUAUUGGAGCUGCUAUUCCAGGAGUCUCCUGCAUCUUUGAACGCUCAGCACGCUGCAUCUCUGCGAACCAGCAUCACUCCCACUAAGAAGGUGGAGAUGGACCGGACCAUCAUGCCCGACGGCACCAUCGUGACUACCGUCACCACGAUUCAGUCCCGGCCCAAGGCGGACUGCAAACUGGAUUCACCAUCGAGGUCGCCUUCCAAGGUGGAAGUGACUGAAAAGAAGACAACGGUGCUUCUGGAGGGCCGCUGCCCUGGCGGCCCCUCGCCNNUGCGCUCAGGGGAUAGCCAUGUGCCCAACGGCUUGGAUCCGGUGGCCGAGACGGCGAUCAGGCAGCUCACUGAGACGAACAACAAGCCCGCCAAGAAGACCCCGACAAAACGUAGCACGCUGAUCAUCUCGGGAGUUUCCAAGGUACCUAUUGCUCAAGAUGAAAUGGCACUUUCUCUGGGUUAUGCCGCGUCCCUGGAGGCCACGGCGUACGGGGAUCCUGCGGCGGAGGGCGUAGCUGACCGGAUACGUGAUUCCACCGAAUCGUCGCGGCUGCUGGAAACGUCGCCAUCGGGACAAAGAGCCAGUCAGGAGCUGGAUGAGACGACGCGAUCGGACGUCUCUGAGAGACCGUCGGUGGAAGAUGUCGAGUCUGAAACUGGCUCCACGGGAGCCCUUGAGACCAGGAGCUUGAAAGAUCACAAAGUUAGCUUUCUUCGGAGCGGUACCAAGCUCAUCUUCCGGAGAAGGAGCAAGCAGAAGGAAGCGGGCCUGAGCCAGUCGCACGAUGAUUUGUCCAAUGUUGCCGCCAACUCUGCUGCCAGGAAGAAAGCCGGCAGCUUCUCCCGCCGCCUCAUCAAGCGCUUCUCCUUCAAGUCCAAAUCCAAACCCAAAGCUAGCGAUGGCACGACAGCAGGGAAGGGGCCGUGCCGCAUGCGCGCACCGGCUGUUGUACGAGCGGAACCCUUUCCCUCGGGGACGGUUGGGGGUGUCGACAGCGGGGCGCUGGGCCGUCUUCCGGACCUGCGGAGGGCCUGGCCUCUCGCGGUUCUCGCGCCGAGGACCGGCACUGCGCUGGGGAUGGACGGCGAGGAAUGUGGCAAUGCUGCUUUCCUCUAUGCGAGCGCCCGGUUCCUGCUGCAGCGCUGGCGGAAGCUGGCAAUCCGCGGCUCGCCUCUAGCGAUCCGGCUACCGAUGCACGGGUUUACGAUCCGUAAGAUCGUGGCGAGGGCGGUAGCCUUUGCGGUGCUCCUACGAGGCAAGGGAUUCCCGAGACGGCGGCGUCGGCCCCGGAAGGCGCGACCGGCGCCGAGACCUUCGGCGGAGCCCGGACG